AUGUUCUUCUUCUUUGUGUGCGGAGAGCACACCUUCCGAAAGGAAGUCAAAGGCUAUGAGGGCAUGGUAUGCCAAUGCCACCACUGCGGCAACAUGGCCGCCCACGUCACCAAGAGUAAUCCUUGGUUUACUUUCUGCUGGAUUCCCGUCGUCCCUCUGUCCAUCUCUGGCUACACCGACGUCGCAUGCCGCAUCUGCAACUUCCACCAGCCGCUCGAGAACCGACCAGAUGUAAAGGCCAUGGCCAACGGCGGGGCUCCACCUCAAGGCCAGUACUACCCUCCACAGGGGCAACCUCACGGACAACAACCCAUGCGAUACGGUUAA
This is a messenger RNA of Fusarium keratoplasticum, 327 nucleotides long. RefSeq lists its product as uncharacterized. The transcript has 2 exons. Lineage: Eukaryota; Fungi; Ascomycota; Sordariomycetes; Hypocreales; Nectriaceae. Bases 1 to 327 code for a protein of 108 amino acids. The record is from RefSeq and is a predicted model, not a curated record.